This is a messenger RNA of Trichosporon asahii var. asahii CBS 2479, 1473 nucleotides long. RefSeq lists its product as uncharacterized. The transcript is spliced from 2 exons. Gene Ontology annotation, molecular function: 2-dehydropantoate 2-reductase activity; NADP binding. Gene Ontology annotation, cellular component: mitochondrion; cytoplasm. The coding region runs from base 1 to 1473 and encodes 490 amino acids. Gene Ontology annotation, biological process: pantothenate biosynthetic process. NCBI's taxonomy places the organism in Eukaryota, Fungi, Basidiomycota, Tremellomycetes, Trichosporonales, Trichosporonaceae. The record is from RefSeq and is a predicted model, not a curated record.
AUGCGUUUCCAUGUGUUAGGCAUCGGGUCCAUCGGGACACUCGUUGCGCACAACUUGCGUCGAGCAGUCCCUUCGGCAGAGGUCAACUUGCUCCAACGACGAGCCAAGAACCUCCGUGGAAAGGGCAAGGAGACCGACAGGGAGCGCAACUUGACACUGGAGGUCCAGCGGCAUGGAACCAAGACGGUGUCUUCCGGCUAUGUUGUUGACCUGACGAAAGCCGACUGGCCGGGGAAGGAGCACUUCAAGACGGAGCUGGAGGAGCAGGGCAUCGCGGUGUCGGCAGGCGGGCCGAUCGACUCUCUGAUUGUCUGCACGAAGGCGCAGGGAACGUCACAUGCCAUUGGCGAAAUUGCGGACCGUAUCCAGCCAAGCUCGGUCAUCACGCUUCUCCAGAACGGAAUGGGUGUGUACGACGAGCUUUGUGCCAAGUACUGGCCGGACCCGGGACUACGACCGCAGUUCAUUCUCGGCACGACGACACACGGUGUGACUCCUGGAGAACGGAACGGCUCGAUUCUGCACAUGACCAAGCCCGGCGAUGGAGCACUGAAGCUCGGCGUCGUGCCGGACCCGCGAGGGAAGACUUCGUACGACCGCUGGCUCUGGGGCUCUGCGGCGAGCAGGAUACCGAGCGUCGGCCAGCCGAUUGCCCCGACGUACCCGUUGCCGAAACUGAACGCCGAGCCGAACGUGCGGGAAACACUCAACGCAUUCCUCUCCAUGACGGAGCUCAACCCCGAGGUCCUGCCAAUGGCAAACCUGUAUCACGAGCUGCUGCUCAAGGUCGCGGUCAACGCCACGAUCAACGCGCUGACGGCCUCCCUCGGCGGCGGCUUCAUGCGCAACGGCGACCUUGUACGGUCAUCCCCCGGCUUCCAGCUCAUCAAGCAGACGGCCGCCGAGACGAGCGCGGUGCUGCAGGCGUACCUCCGCAACCUUGCCGGCGGCCAUCCGCCAGAGCCCGAGGUCAUGCGUCUCUUCUCAGCCACGAGCCUCGAGGACCGGAUCAAGUCGAUAGCGACGCAGACGCAGGACAACACGUCCUCGAUGGCGAUGGACGUGAAGGCCGGCCGGGACACGGAGAUCGACUACAUCAACGGCUUCUUCGUCGCGCUCGGCACAAAGCUCGGCGUGCCCACCCCCCUGAACCGGAUGCUGGUGCAGAUGGUCAAGCUGCGUGCCGAGAUGGCAGGCCUGGGCAACACCUUCCUCCCCCCGAUCGUGGACGUGAUCAAGCGCCGCGAGCGGAAGAUGGUCAACAAACAGGAGGAGAAACUGGCCCGCCGCGCGCUCAGCCUCGAGGAGAAGCGCCUCAGCCUCGAGCGCAUCGAGCAGCGCGAGAGCGAGCUCGAGAAGAGGGAGAGGCGCCGCGCGCGCAAAUCGGCCAAGCGGCAGAAGGUAAGGGAGCAGGAGGCCGCGCGCAAGCUCGCCACUGUGGAGAUGCCCCCGGUCGUCAUGAGCUCGAAGUAA